Messenger RNA from Aspergillus mulundensis, 3249 nucleotides. RefSeq lists its product as uncharacterized. Gene Ontology annotation, biological process: nucleoside metabolic process. The record is from RefSeq and is a predicted model, not a curated record. NCBI's taxonomy places the organism in Eukaryota, Fungi, Ascomycota, Eurotiomycetes, Eurotiales, Aspergillaceae. The coding region runs from base 1 to 3249 and encodes 1082 amino acids. The transcript has 3 exons. Gene Ontology annotation, molecular function: catalytic activity; protein binding; ADP binding.
AUGACGCCCAAAAUUCGCCGUUCACAUGAUGAUUACACAGUAGCCUGGAUCUGUGCGAUACCCGUGGAAACGGCAGCUGCGGAAGCUAUGCUGGAUGAGAUACACGAGUCCUUGCCGGUACAGUCAAAUGACCAUAACUCCUACUCGCUCGGACGGAUCGGAGAGCAUGAUGUUGUCAUUGCCUGUUUACCCAGCGGCAAGUACGGCACCGUCUCGGCUAGCUCAGUAGUCGUCCAACUGCUGUCUACCUUUCGCUCGAUUCGCUUUGGACUCAUGGUUGGACUCGGCGGCGCAGUCCCUGGAAGUGCAGAUAUCCGCCUUGGAGACAUUGUGGUCAGCAAACCAACGAACGGCCACGGCGGAGUCAUUGAGUAUGACUUUGGGAAGGUAUUGAAAGGCGAGCGGUUUCAGGCAACUGGGAUGCUCAGUCGCCCACCCCAGAUUCUUUUGACUGCCUUGUCGAAGUUGCAAGCGAGGCAUAUGAAUCAUGACGGUAGAUUCUUGGAGUUCUACGCUGGACUUGAGAGCAAGACUGCUUUUGCUCGUCCAGCUGUAGAGGAUCGCUUAUACCGUUCUGAUUACGACCACCCCGAUUCAACGUCCCCAACUUGUAUCGACUGUGACGAAUCCAAGGCCGUGUCCCGACCUUCACGGAAGCAUCACACACCCGUUGUGCACUACGGCCUUAUUGCAUCCGCAAACCAAGUGGUAAAAAAUAGCGACUUGCGGGACGAACUGGGACGAAAGUUGGGUGCUUACUGCAUUGAGAUGGAAGCAGCCGGUAUAAUGGACAAUCUCCCCUCAAUAGUCGUUCGUGGCAUCUGUGACUAUGCGGAUUCCCACAAAAAUAAUCAAUGGCAGGGGUACGCAUCCGCAGUAGCAGCAGCUUAUGCGAAAGAACUUCUUCUGUAUACCUCCGUUGCCCGGCGUGGUCAAGAGCGCAAAUAUCAUGUGCCAUUCGACGUCACUGCUCUGUCUACAGCAAAGAACUUUAUCGGGCGAGAUGAUGAACUCGAGCAUCUUUGGCAGCAUCUACAACCUUCAAGUCAGAAGUCCCAGAGGGUGGCAGUCGUACAUGGGCUUGGGGGCAUGGGAAAGACACAACUGGCCACGCGUUUUGCGCGCUCUCACAAGGACGAUUUCACUGCCGUCCUCUGGUUGAAUGGCAAGAGCCAGGAAACGCUUCUGCAAUCACUGAGCUCGGCAUUGCCAAAACUGCCAGGCCAAGAUUCGGACACAACAGCCAGAAACGAAGGGGAAGUCAAGCGGAAUGCUUCUCAAGUCUUGGAAUGGUUGGCCUUACAAGACAACCAUAGCUGGCUUAUUAUUUUCGACAACGUCGACCAAUACUCGCCCGGAGCAGAUGCUGGCUAUGAUGUUGGACAGUUCUUCCCCGCAGCCGAUCAUGGCUCAAUUUUGAUAACGUCUCGGCUGUUGAAGUUGAGUGAGCUAGGGAGAUCCUUUCCUCUCCAGAAGUUGGAUCCAACCCACGCUACUCAACUUCUCCUACAAAACAGUGGCAUAUCUAGCCAGGAAGCCGAGCAAGCGAAGGAUAUCAAUAGAGACGUCGCCGACCUUGUCAAACAUUUAGAUGGCCUACCGCUAGGAAUCACUCUUGCAGGGUCAUUUAUACGUGAGACGGGAACGAGCUUCAGCAAAUACCUACAGUAUUAUCGAGAAUCGUGGCAUAACCUGCAGUCACAAUCCGGCUCUGUCCGACAAUACGAACAAGGAAACAUACUACAGACAUGGGCCGUUUCGUAUCAGGCAAUAAGGGAACGAGACCCGGAAGCAGCCGAGCUCAUGCUAGUGCUCGCACACUUUGACAACCAGGAUAUAUUUUUUCAACUCUUGCAAUACGGCGCCUACAGUCCAAAUCGGCCGAAGUGGUUUGAUUCUGUCAUGUCAGAUGAACUGGUCUUCAGGGAAAAAAUGAGAACGCUUCUCGGGUUCUCAUUUAUCGGGGCAAAGCUGCAAGACGACAGCUACACCAUGCAUCCAGUCGUGAGAGACUGGUGCCUCUCAAUUUCAGAAAGCCAAAACGAGCCAAACGCAGCCCGGCUGAAGGAGCUAGCCUUCAUCGCUGUUGGGCACAUGGUUCCGAGCAUUCAGAACGCGAGUUCCUGGAUUGUUCAACAACGACUGCUUCCUCACGCUAUUUAUAUCCUGCCCAAAGUGCGUACCCUUAGACUGACUGAUAGUGUCGAGCUUCGGACUACAUUUAACGGCAUUGGAAAUCUUUAUGCUGGCCAGUGCAAACUGAGCCAGGCAGAAGAGAUUUACCAGUGGGGUUUGGCUAUCUGUCGGGAAGGCCUCGGACCAGACUUCAUGUCUGAUCGUCUAGUUCUGAGUAUGAUCUAUGCUCUUGCGCUUGUUCACGAAGUCCAAGGGAAAUUACUAGAGGCGAAGGCGGCAUAUAAGCAGGCACUCUCAGGAUACAUGGCCCUAGGAUCGAACGAAGCCAUGGUUCCUAUGAUACGCGGUAACCUUGGGCAUGUCUACGUUCGCAGUAACGAGUUGGAAAAGGCAGGGGAGAUGUAUCAGCGCGCACAAUCCGAGUAUCAUGAGAUGUUCGGGCCUAAUCACAUAUCGACGCUAGAGAGCCUUGAUCAUCUCGGGGACUUCCACACUACUUGCGGACGGCUAGACCUUGCGGAAGAAAUGUGCCAAACAGCAUUCAAAGGCAAGAUGGCAAUCGUCGGACCUGACCAUAUUCAGACAUAUUACUCAUACUGGCACUUGGCCCGUAUAUACCAGCGCACAGAUAGACUGGGAGAGGCGGAGGAUAUGUUCGAACGGUCCAUAGGCAUAGGGAAGAUUUAUGGGCCAGACCACCCCGCCACAGUCGACAGAAUGUAUAACCUUGCUAUUGUAUAUCAGCAAAGGGGUAAACUCAAGGCUGCAGAAGAGAUGUAUGAGCGAGCAGUGUCUGGCUUUACGAGGACUCUGGGCCCUAAUAGCAUCCACACACUGGCUGCGGCGUCUUAUUUUGCCGAGUUCUGGGCUGCUCAGAACAGAGUGACAGAAGCUGAGGGUAUGUAUCGUCGAGCCCUAGCAGGCUACGAGCAACUGCUAGGCCGAGACCACUCGUGGACGCAGACAGUAGCUCAAAGACUGGAGGUGUUGGUACAACCUUAUGAGCUGCCUCAGUACAAGGAGUACUUGGAGCCUUCAGAGACUCCGAAGUCUUCAGCGCGUAAAUGUGGAAUACUGGCAAGAUAUUUCCACCGGGGCUGGCGGGCCAAGUAG